This is a messenger RNA of Galleria mellonella (greater wax moth), 609 nucleotides long. RefSeq names its product zinc finger MYM-type protein 5-like. The transcript has a single exon. The record is from RefSeq and is a predicted model, not a curated record. Bases 1 to 609 code for a protein of 202 amino acids. Lineage: Eukaryota; Metazoa; Arthropoda; Insecta; Lepidoptera; Pyralidae.
AUGUCUGAAAGGAAAACGAAAAGAUUGCCUGGAGCGCAAUAUAAAAGAAAGCGAGAGGAAAAGCAAAAUGAAGCUAAAAAAAUGUUUGGCUCAUUAACAAAGUUUUUAGUAAAAUCGCCAGAACCGGAAAGUAGUUGUAGUAGCCAAUUAAAUCCAAUUGAUGAUUUGUUUUGCGAUAAAAAUGAAAAUGAAUUAUCUGUCGAAAAUGAAAAGGCUAAUGACAAUACUAGUAGUACCGACGAAAUGGAAACAGAAGAUAAUAAGGAUAUCGAUCUAUACAAUACCGAUACCGCUGAAAUUGAUAAAGCAUAUUUUGCUAUGUGUAUGGAUUUAAAUGAUCCAGCUUGCUGGCCUUUAACAAUUACCACUAAAAUAUUGGAUAUAUUAAUCGAAAAAGGACCCAUACAAAAUAAACAAUCUACAUAUCCAAUUAAUGAAUUGGGAAGAUCAUUUUCAUCAACUUAUUUCUAUAGAAAAAUGCCAAAUGGUGAAAAAUUUAAUCGUGAGUGGUUAAUCUAUUCUCCAAAAACGGAUUCCAUAUUUUGCUUCUGUUGUAAAUUAUUUGGCAAACAAGAAAUAAAAUUAGUUAAUGAAGGCUUCAAUGAUUGA